AUGGUGGGGGCUGAGGAAUGGAGGAGCAGCGUGCAUCUCAUCUCUUGUCGUCGGUCGCUCUUUGGGGUCCAGGGCCCUUGCAUCCCCAGCGUGGCUCGGAGGCAGCGAGACCUGCCUGAAAUUGAUUGGAGGGGACUAGAGUGUGCUUUUUUCCUGGUUAUAGGAAAUUACACCGGCUGUGUCAACAUUUGUCAAUGUGAGGACAAAACUACCUCCGAUUCUGUUUUUCAAGAACAUCAGCACGAGGGCCACAGCGGCGGGCGCCCCUGGCGCUGCCCACUCCCCCGCGAGCCGCGGGAUGUGAACCACGAAAACCCUCACUCGCGGCGGGCCGCACGCGCGCCGAAUCCGGAGGGUCACCAAGAACCUGCGCACCAUGUUCUCGCCGCCUCCACUGCCGAGCUCGGCAGCCGCUGCGCCGCCCUUUGGCACCAGAGAUUUGGAAAACAAGCGAAAUUAAACGAAACCGCUGCACGCCUCCGACGCGACAUCUGGACACGGCGUGGCGCUGGCGCUGCGGGAGCUGCGGGCUCGGCCUGGCGCCGGACUAGCCGGGGCACAGGAAAAGCGGUCCUGUCUGGGAACAGUAAAAGCAGGGCAAGGAAAGGAAGGAGCGGCAGAAAGGAGGGCCAUCUCAGCCUCAGCCUGGUACUGAACCCUUGCCAGAGAGGUAGUGUGGUCCUUUGGAGGAAAGAAGAAACAAGUUGGAUAUGGACAAGAUGUAAUUUCUUCUGUCAAGGAACCCACAGGAUAACAGGCCUGGAACAUGGAGACUGUUUUUCUGCAGAAACCACAUCCCUUGGAGUAAUGAGCUACACCUACCUCAAUUAUUCAGUGCAGUACAACACUCCAGAUAUGGAGAAGAGGUGCAACCUUGCUUAUGAAAUGAGAGGGCAAAUAUGGGAAACUUUGAGAUUGGCUUCUCACACAUGGCAGGAAACAUUGCUGCUAGCACUUCCCGAGUUCUACAUCCUACAACAUCCACCACUGGUGAGAGAUUAGCUUAUGGUUUUUCUGGUGAAAAGUUAAAAAUUACCUAGGGAAAGUCUGAUUGUCUCAGAUUGGAGAUAUUGCCCAUCUCUGGACCAAUAUACUAUUAUGUGUGGCUGAUGGGACUAUAUAAAAACAUGGAUAUUUUCUUGGAAUCACUUGGCUUGACUGUGAGAAAAGCAUUCUCAAAACAAAGUGAGUGCAAUUUAUAGAAGGUAGUAGA
Molecule: messenger RNA, 1213 nt
Organism: Cercocebus atys (sooty mangabey)
Lineage: Eukaryota; Metazoa; Chordata; Mammalia; Primates; Cercopithecidae
Exons: 10
Coding region: 1-1002 (333 amino acids)
Source: RefSeq, a predicted model, not a curated record